AUGUCUAAUCCGCAAUUCACAUUCCGCCAAACAACCUUUACAUCCCCUUCCCUCCUCCUAACCCGUCGCAACACCGUCUCCCGCAUCACCCUCCACGCCCAACUCUCCCAGCUCCGCGCAAAUGGCCAAUACGACGCCUUCAAGCUCAAAUGGCACCCCAUCUUCGACGACAACUCCCGCUGGCCCGCGCCUCUGCAUCUCUUCUGGGACAGCGACAUCGGCAAGUGGAUAGAAGGCGCCUGCUACUUUCUCCUCGGCGAGUACGACGUCAAGAUCGACGCCGCCGUCCGCGAGCUCGUCGAAAUGAUUCGCUCCGCGCAGCACGACGACGGCUACCUCAACAUCCACUUCUCCGUCGUCGAGCCGGGAAAGCGCUGGACCAAUAUCCAUAUUAGGUACAACGCCGGCCACCUCAUCGAGGGGGCCCUCGCGCACCAACAAUACUACCGCAACGACCGCCUCAUGGAGCCCAUCCAGAAAUACAUCGCCCACAUCCGCAAACGCUUCGGCCCGGGCGAGGGCCAGACGCGCGCCUACCCGGGCCAUCCCGAGAUCGAACUCGCCCUCUUGCGCUUCUACUCCGCCACCGGCAGCCAGGACGCCUACGACCUCGCACGCUUCUUCCUCGAGGAACGCGGCAACCCGGCCGGCCAGGACGGAAAACACUUUUACGACUGGGAGGCCGAACAGCGCGACGAGCCGCGGUGGAAGAGGCCCAACUCGUGGCCCAUGGACCGCUCCUUCUGGUACUGCCAGGCCCACGACCCGAUCCUGGAGCAGACGAGCGUCGAGGGCCACGCCGUCCGCGCGAUGUACCUGCUGACCGCCGCCGCAGACAUGCUGAACCUCUCGCAGGGCGCGGGAGAUGGCCAGCUGGCAGCCAAGACUCAGUCGCUGGCGAACGCCGACGAAUGGCUCACCGCGCUGCGGCGUCUCUGGUCCAACAUGGUCACCAAGAAGAUGUACGUCACCGGCGGCGUCGGCGCCGUGGCGCAGUGGGAGGGCUUCGGGAUCGACUACUUCCUGCCCCAGGGUCCCGACGAAGGGGGGUGCUACGCCGAGACGUGCGCGUCCGUGGGCGUGAUGAUGCUCGCCGAGAGGCUCCUGCACGCCGACCCGGAGCUGAACGGGGAGUACGGCGACGUGAUGGAGCUGUGCCUGUACAACAACGUCAUGACGGCCAUGAGCGCGGACGGGAAGGCGUUCACGUACGAGAACCAGCUCGCGAGCUGCGAGGGCGCCAGGAGCGAGCGCGAGGACUGGUUCGUCUGCGCCUGCUGCCCGCCCAACGUCACGAGACUGCUCGGUAGCAUCGGGGGCUAUCUGUGGGAUUACGGCGGUGAGGGGGACGCGGCGUUUGUGAAUGUGCACUUGUACACGAGUGCUGAGGUGAAGUUCUCUGUGGGGGGCAGGGAAGUGAUGUUUUCGCAGAAGUCGAACUGGCCUUGGGAAGGGAAGGUCGCGUUCGAACUCAGGGGUGCCAAGGAUAUUGCGACGACGAUCCGGCUGCGCAUACCAGCUUGGUCUAAGGGCGACUUCGUUCUCACGCCAGCGCCUGGAUCGGACGACUUCAAGGUGGAAAGGGGAUACCUCUACCUCAGUCCGGCAUACGUCGCAGAGAACUCCGCCUUCACUCUCGACAUCCACGGAUUCGCUCCGCGAUACAUCGCACCUCAUCCGUACACGAAUCAACGCACGCUGAGCCUGGCGCGGGGACCCAUCGUUUACUGCGUCGAAGACGCCGACAACGAAUGGGAGGAGAACCAUUUCAAGGACAUUGGCAUCAAGGCUGGAGAGGAUGUUGAAGAGAUCUGGCGGAUUGAUAAGAUUAGAGGAGAGGAGUACUUUGCGCUCAAGACCAUCGGACGGGAGCGUACGCCUGAUAUGCUGGAACGUGGAGAAAAAGGGGUGAAGAGGGAGCUUGUCUUUGUGCCGUUUUACUUCCGCUCGAAUAGGGGCGGGAAGGGGCAGAUGAGGGUUGGGUUGAGAGAUGACGGGAAGCACUGA
Molecule: messenger RNA, 2007 nt
Organism: Colletotrichum karsti
Lineage: Eukaryota; Fungi; Ascomycota; Sordariomycetes; Glomerellales; Glomerellaceae
Exons: 2
Coding region: 1-2007 (668 amino acids)
Biological process (GO): carbohydrate metabolic process
Source: RefSeq, a predicted model, not a curated record